Molecule: messenger RNA, 1866 nt
Organism: Didymella exigua CBS 183.55
Lineage: Eukaryota; Fungi; Ascomycota; Dothideomycetes; Pleosporales; Didymellaceae
Product: sphingosine hydroxylase
Exons: 2
Coding region: 336-1589 (417 amino acids)
Biological process (GO): lipid biosynthetic process
Molecular function (GO): iron ion binding; oxidoreductase activity
Source: RefSeq, a predicted model, not a curated record
CGCGAGCGGGACUCGGACGGAAUACGGGAUCAUGAUGCAUUGAUGUGCCUGUUUUAAGCAGCGUCAGCACCACGCUCUCCCACGACGGCCCCCGUUGCUGCUCUGCCCACCUCAGCCUCUCCUUUCGAGUCCCGCAGAACAAUUGCACCGCCAGCGCGCCUGAUCGUUUCCUCGGGACGCUCUUUCCCCCUAAUUUCGCUAUUCCGCGGCAUCCGACGGCGCGCAGCGCAGCAUCAUCAUCUCUGGCCCUGCCGCAGCAGUAAUAUACUUCGCCGCCAGCCGCCACGCCUGCACGCAACACGCCGCAUAGCUCGUCGACAUACCCCACCGCCGUCAUGGCGAGCAACGUCACCUCCUACGACCUGCCUCCGCUGCCCGAAUACACGCUGAAACCUCUUACACCACUCGUCUCCUGGGCGUCAGACGCCGCCGUACAAACAGCACUCCCGAUCGUAGCAUACUGGGCCGUCUCGCUCAUCUUCCACGCAAUCGACGUAUACGAACUGUUCGCCCAGUAUCGUCUGCACACGCCUGCCGAAGUUCUCAAGCGCAACCAUGUUACUCGCUGGGAGGUGUUUCGCGACGUUGUUCUGCAGCAGGUUAUCCAGUCGAUAGCCUUGAUGGGGUUGUCUUACUACGACGAGGCGCUCACCACCGGCACCGCAGAGUACGACGUGGCCUGGUACGCGCAGAAGCUGCGUCUCGUACAGCGCACUGUUCCUCUCAUUCUAUCGACGGUCGGACUCAACCCCACCGGACUGGCCACCAAGCUGUCUGCCGCACAGCCCACCUUGGCAGCCGUCGUUGCGGGAGGACGCUACCCAGGACUGCCUGCCUUUGCUUCGUGGGAGCUCGGCACUGCAAGCUUCCUGUACUGGUAUGUCGUGCCUGCGGUCCAGUUUAUGGCUGCUAUCGUCAUCAUCGAUGCCUGGGAGUACAUGCUCCACCGCGCCAUGCACAUGAACAAGUGGCUCUACGUGACCUUCCACUCGCGCCAUCACCGUCUCUACGUCCCCUAUGCCUACGGCGCUCUGUACAACCACCCUCUCGAGGGCUUCGCUCUCGAUACGCUUGGUGGAGGUCUUGGAUACCUCCUCACAGGAAUGACAAUGCGCCAGUCGAUGUGGUUCUUUACUGGAUCUACCAUCAAGACCGUUCUGGACCACAGCGGCUACGAGUUCCCCUACGACCCUCUCCACUACAUUUUCCCUAACAACGCCGCCUACCACGACAUUCAUCACCAAAGCUGGGGCAUCAAGACAAACUUCUCUCAACCAUUCUUCGUGUACCUUGACCGCAUUGGUGGCACCAUGUACAAGGGCGACACAGCAUCCAAGUAUGAGCGUUCGCGACGCACUGCGCAGCAGAAGUUUGAUCAGGAGAAGGAGAACGAGCUUAACGCGGUCUUGGCAGAUGUUGCUAGUGACGGGAACUUGCGCGCACAAGGAGCUUCUACUCCUCGCAUCUCGCGCAAGAAGGCUUUGAGUAUCUCGUCCUCGGCUGGGGGCUUCAAGGACCUGACGAACAAAGUUAAUCAGAACCUGCACGGCAGGGGCGCUGGUGUUCUACGAGCUGAGAGCUCGCGUUGAGCGUCACGCUCAUUCGAGUGGUUGCAUACAAGCAUUUGCGAUAACUAAUGUAUAGUUUCUGGUACACACAAUUUUCGCCUUCAACUGUAUUACUUCAUUCAACAUCUUUUCGACAUCUUCGUCUAGCCCGGCGUGGCACUUUGGGACGCUUUCUGCUUCGUGGCUACGAGCUCGUCGUUCGCUUCAUGGGCUUAUGAGGUUGGGAAUCGGCGUCUGGGCGGUUUCAUGACGAUACUGAAUCGAUCUUGUUCUUCUUUGCAUCUCAUUUUUACCCCCC